AUGGUUUCAGAUAAGCCUAUUCGUAUUGGAUUACUUGCACGUAACCGUAAUCAGAAAUCAACAGAUCGUAAAAGUUUAAAAGGUGCAAGCGAAGGUGGUUACAUUUCCGAAUUUCUCACCUAUGUCCUACGGCCUCUACUACACGAAAUUGUCAAAUAUAAUAUUAAAAUAGUCACUAAUGCCGGAGGUUUGGAUCCUUUAGCAUGUAAAUCAGCAAUUGAAAGUUUAGUCAAAGAUCUUGAUCUUGAUGGCAAAGUAAUUGUUGCCGCGGUUACUGGUGAUGAUAUUUUGGAUAAAGUGCAUAAUGACAAUGAAUUACUUAAAUUUUCUCAUAUUCAAGGAAAUUCUGAGGAUACUGAAUGGUUUCCACUUGGCGAUAAAAAAGUUAUUUCACUUAACACAUACCUUGGUGCCAUUCCAAUUGUUAAAGCAUUAAACUCGGGUGCUAAUAUUGUGGUUACUGGCCGUUGUGUAGAUAGUGCGUUGGUACUAGGUCCAUUAAUUCAUGAAUUUAGUUGGGAUCCUUAUAAUGACUGGGAUUUGUUAGCUUCUGGAUCAUUAGCUGGGCAUAUUAUAGAAUGUGGAUGUCAAGCAACUGGUGGUAAUUUUACGGAUUGGAGACAAAGUGCCUUUUCACCUGAUGGUGGAUGGAAUAAUAUGGGAUAUCCAAUUGUCGAAUACUUCAAAGAUGGUGAAUUUUUUGUUACUAAACCCAAGUAUACUGGUGGACUUGUAACACCAGCGACAGUUGGUGAACAAAUGGUAUAUGAAAUAUUAGAUCCCGGCACAUAUAUUUUGCCAGAUGUAAUUUUGGAUCUGAGGGGUGUAAAGUUAAAGCAAGUAGGAGAGAAUAAAGUUUUGGUUACUGGUGCAAAAGGUCGAGCACCAACAAAGUAUUUGAAAGUUUCUGGAAUUUACUCGGAUGGAUAUAAAAUGACUGGACAACUAGUUAUUGGCGGCAUUGAUGCAUGGAAUGUUAACGUCGAAGUAUUAGGAGCUGAACAUACUUAUGGCGGAUUAGGACGUCCUCAUCCAUCACCAUGUCUUGUCCACUUUGCACGUUUGAUAUCAAAGGACUCAGUUUCGUCAUUUGUUGUUGUUGGAAAUGAAUCAUCUGAAAAGGUAACUUUUGAUGGUCCUACUCAUAAUGAUAAUAUAAUACCGCCACCAUUACCAAAAAUUCCAAAUGAAAUGGAUGGCAAAAUUGAUAGUGGAAUGAUGAUUAAAGUACCUUUAAUAAAAUUGGCAUGGGGAAGAAGUGGGGAUAAAGGCGAUGUUUGUAAUAUUGGUGAGUAA
Racocetra fulgida is the source of this 1296-nucleotide messenger RNA. The record is from the annotation of a GenBank genome assembly. NCBI's taxonomy places the organism in Eukaryota, Fungi, Glomeromycota, Glomeromycetes, Diversisporales, Gigasporaceae.